Messenger RNA from Hypoxylon trugodes, 1181 nucleotides. RefSeq names its product G protein-coupled glucose receptor regulating Gpa2-domain-containing protein. Gene Ontology annotation, cellular component: plasma membrane. NCBI's taxonomy places the organism in Eukaryota, Fungi, Ascomycota, Sordariomycetes, Xylariales, Hypoxylaceae. The record is from RefSeq and is a predicted model, not a curated record. Gene Ontology annotation, molecular function: G protein-coupled receptor activity. Bases 1 to 1155 code for a protein of 384 amino acids. The transcript has 3 exons. Gene Ontology annotation, biological process: adenylate cyclase-activating G protein-coupled receptor signaling pathway.
AUGACGACCCAUAGCGAUGGAAUCCCCUCUAAAUACUACGAGGAGCCUAAUAGUCUCCCAUCGAUGGACUCGAGCACCUAUAAUGGACUUUUGGCCAUCGGAACGCUCGCCACGAUCUCGCUAAUAUUCACAUCCGCCCUCUUAAGCUUCAUUACGUGGCGUAUGAUUACCUGGAAGUCCCAUUAUGCUAGUGCCGUCGGUCGAAAUCAGUCGGUCGUGCUCAUUUACCAGCUUAUUCUGGCAGAUUUCCUCCAAUCACUCGGAUUUCUGAUAUCAUUCCAUUGGGUGGCGGAGCGCCAGAUCAUCGGACCUGAUGGGACAUGUUUUGCGCAGGGUUGGUUGAUCCAGCUUGGAGACGUUGCGAGCGCUUUCUUCGUCCUCUCGAUCGCAAUCCACACUACAUACCAAGUAAUCCUUUCCAGAAGUUUAUCUCACAAGAUAUUCAUCUGCUGCAUACUUGGAACUUGGGUUUUCGCCAUACUCCUUACAUCACUCGCCCCAAUUGUCGGUGGACGAUUUGUAUUCCAGAGAGCUGGAGUCUGGUGCUGGAUAUCAGUAGACAAUGAAGGAUUACGACUUUCCCUUCAUUAUAUAUGGAUUUUCAUCGUCGAGUUCGGUUCUAUUCUCGUUUACGCCACGGGUUUCUACUACCUCUUCCGCGCCAAGAACUCUGACGCCAUCAUGGUACCCAGCCGCAGUGUCGAAACUCUACGGAGGGCCCGAACUGCCAUGUUGGCGUACGCGAUUGUGUAUACUCUUUUGAGUCUUCCUCUAGCCGCUGGACGAAUGGCUAGUAUGUCAAAUAAUCAGCUAUCCGACGAAUAUUACCUAUUUGCCGGAGCUCUCUUCACAUGUUCCGGUUGGGUGGAUACUAUCCUAUAUACGAUAACACGACGAGCACUACUAUUCGACGAAUUGAACGUUUACGGUCGCCGGCCCGACCCGAAUAUGGGUAACGGAAAUCUACGCGCGAAGGAUGCUGGCUUCCAGAGACAGAGCAGUACAGAUAGCAUUCUAGCCGGUAAUGGGUUUGGAAGUAUCGGCGGUAUUAAGAUGGAGAGGACCGUUAAGAUUGAAAUGGAUGAUUUGGAGAGCAGUAAUGGUGAGAGGGGAAUGCAGGAGUACUAUGCUACUGCAGAAGCCUAUAAGCCAUAGAUGGGAACCGAGUGAUGCAAAACGAA